Geodia barretti is the source of this 1269-nucleotide messenger RNA. Lineage: Eukaryota; Metazoa; Porifera; Demospongiae; Tetractinellida; Geodiidae. The record is from the annotation of a GenBank genome assembly.
AUGAGGACGACCACCUUGUUAUUGGCGGGUGCGAUGUGGUCGGUCUGGCGGCGGAGUUCGGGACCCCGCUGUAUGUGUUCGACGAGGAUACCCUGCGGGGGAUGUGCCGCUGAGUUCAGGACGGAGUUCGGGACGCGCUACCCGAAUAGCCGAGUCGCAUACGCAUCGAAGGCGUUCGUGAAUCCGGCGAUCGCGCGAAUCGUUGCCGAAGAGGGUUUGGGUCUGGAUGUGGUGUCGGGGGGCGAGCUUGCGGUGGCGCGGGCUGCGGAUGUGCCGCCGGACACCAUAUAUUUUCAUGGGAAUAACAAGACGCCGGAGGAGCUGGAGUUCGCUCUGGACUAUGGCAUCGGGCAGAUUGUGGUGGACAGCUUUCAUGAACUGGAAGUGCUGGAUGCCAUCGCGGGCGAGCGGGGCGUAAGACAGGACAUUAUGUUGCGUCUGUCGCCGGGCAUUGACGCUCAUACCCAUGAGAAGACGACUACGGGGAUUCUGGACAGCAAGUUCGGGUUUUCGAUAGAGACUGGGGAUGCCGCGAAGGCGAUACGUCAGGCGAUGUCGGCGGCAAACCUUGACCUGGUGGGCAUACAUUUUCACCUGGGGUCGCCGAUAUUUGAGCUUGAGCCGUAUGAGUUGGGCGUCGAGGUGGUACUGAACUAUUUGACGCAGUUCAAGGAAGAGGGGCUCCGACUGGAGAUAUUCAGCCCAGGCGGUGGAUUCGCCAUCGGGUAUGUUCGCAGCGAGCCCCCUCCUCAGAUUGCUGAGUACGCCGAGUCAAUCACGAAGUACACCUCGCGGCUGUGCGAGGAACUGGGCUUUGGGACGCCGUUGCUGGUAGUGGAGCCGGGUCGAUCAAUCGUGGGGCGCGCUGGUGUUGCUCUGUACACAGUAGGGGGUAUCAAGGACAUCCCGACGGUACGGAAGUACGUGUCGCUGGACGGCGGGAUGGGCGACAACAUUCGACCCGCGAUAUACGGCUCGGAAUAUGAGGCUGUGCUGGCGAGCAGGAUGUCUGCUCCGCCUGCCGAGGUGGUUACGCUGGCUGGGAAAUACUGUGAAUCGGGCGAUGUGCUGGUCAAGGACAUCACGAUGCCAGUGGUGGAGCCGGGAGACAUCAUCGCCAUUCCGUCGUCGGGGGCUUAUGCGCCAUCGAUGGCGAGCAACUACAACCUGAACGGCAGACCCGCAAUCGUGAUGGCGAAGGAUGGGGACGCGCGGCUGAUUCGGAGGCGGGAGACUUAUGCUGACAUGAUGAUGGCGGAUGUGUUUUAG